Messenger RNA from Sorghum bicolor (sorghum), 1320 nucleotides. RefSeq lists its product as uncharacterized. The transcript has a single exon. Gene Ontology annotation, molecular function: nucleic acid binding; zinc ion binding. The record is from RefSeq and is a predicted model, not a curated record. Bases 1 to 1320 code for a protein of 439 amino acids. Lineage: Eukaryota; Viridiplantae; Streptophyta; Magnoliopsida; Poales; Poaceae.
AUGGCAUCAUCUGGAGUUGGGAGCGAGAAAACCGGGGGUGGUUCGGCUGCGGGUGGCGGCGGCGGUGACAAAUCAACCGUGGCUGAUCUCCUUAUGCGCCUGAAUCUUACCGAAGGUGAAGAAGUGAUUGCAGACUUCAGUGACGAUGAGGGGGACGAGAACCCGCAGCCAAUGAACUGGGCGGUGGUCGGCAAGGUCCUCUCGCCGUCAAUUGUGCAUGUGAACACAGUCCGGGGGGCUAUGAAGCCGGCAUGGGGUAAUCCGUGGGGGCUCAAAAUCCGGGCUUUUGGAGAAAAGAUUGACAACUUAUUCGUUGCCGAAUUCGGCAGCAAGAUGGAUAUGGAGAGGAUCCUUGCUGGCUCGCCAUGGAUGGUGGGUCGACAUGCAGUGAUCUUGAAACAGUAUGAUGAAAGGCUUAGCGCUUCAGAGAUAGUCUUUGACCGUAUGGAGAUCUGGGUAAGAAUUCUAAACCUUCCCUUGGGAUGGAUGAACCUGCAGAGAGGUAAUAGGGCGAUGGGUUUGAUUGGAAAUGUGAUCAAAAUGGAUGUUGAUAGGGAUGGCAAAGCUAGUGGAGCCUUUCUACGUGCUCGCUUGGCAAUUGAGAUUGAUAAACCUCUGAGGAGAGGAGUUUUGCUGCGUAUGAGUAGAUCGGAGGAACCGAAAUGGUUUGCAGUUCAAUAUGAACGGCUGCCUUUCUUCUGUUUCGCGUGUGGGAUCAUGGGACAUUCUGAGAUUGAAUGCCCUAACCCUGUUCCACGCAAUGAGUAUGGUAAGCUGCCUUUUGAUGUUCAGUUACGUGCACCAGAAGAGAAGAGGAGGAAGGUGCAAUCUUUUGCCGAAGCUGCAGCUGCGUCCCAGAGCAGCGGCUCGUCGAUGGGUUCACGGCCUCCACGUGGGAAGGGGAAGAGCCAAAUGGAUGGAAGAUCUGACCACUCCUCCUCGGAAACCAAUCAUGUAGCUGAUGAUACAGAGGUGCAGUCUCCUCUAAAGGAACCUCCAAAGUCUAACUCAAAGGAGAAAGGGGUUUUGCCUGGAGUCAACCGAAAACUUGAUCUCAUGGAGAUCCAACAGGUGCGAAAGAGGAAGUCCAAGCCCACUCAAGCGAGUUUGCAAACACCAGACCUGAAUGUGCCGGUGAAUAAUACCAGUGCCAUCGUGCCAGUUGGACUGGUUAUUUCAAGGGUCAGUCAACUGGAUGGGGACACUGAAAGCAGCGGUGGUAGUCUGGAGGAGACGGUUAAGAAACAAAAGCGGGGCGGUAGCUCCAACAUUGCAAGAUCGGCGAUGGCUGCGGGCAGCAGUCCUCGCCGGGCACAAUGA